Messenger RNA from Hydatigera taeniaeformis, 2943 nucleotides. The record is from the annotation of a GenBank genome assembly. NCBI's taxonomy places the organism in Eukaryota, Metazoa, Platyhelminthes, Cestoda, Cyclophyllidea, Taeniidae.
AUGAAUCGAGAUGAAGUGAUGCAAUUUGUUGUCCUUGUGGCCAUUUUCACCACCUCUGAAAGCCACUCUGCAGGAAAUGGCGAAUCAUUAAAUACACAACGUCAGCUUACUAUCUAUAUUCCUUCUUUUGAUUCGUUGUACUACAACUUCACGCAUAGCGUUACCUCCGCUGUGGCAUACUCAAAUUCACUGAUGCCGGUAAAGAAUGCUAUAAUUUUCCUCGGUGCUUCAAAAAAACAUUGGAUGUCUAGUUAUUCGAUGCAAGAGGGCUCAAGGCCAUAUACGUUAUGCGAGCUUUUACACUAUUUGCAGAGAAUGGCGUCGAAUUCUAGUGGAUUUAGUGUGUUGCUGGGUCCCCCAUUGGACAGCUACUGCAAUUUGAUUAGCGAAUGGAUCAGACUCGGUGACCCACAAGGGAAACAACGAGAACAGCUUUACCAGGUCUCCUACCAUUGCCGGGUAUUUGGCUUCUACGCUGACUUUGUAAACUACCCCACUGACGUCGGUCACUACUCUCUUGAAUCACCCCUCGCCGCAGUCUCUGUAUUAGUUCAACGCAAGAGCAUUCUGCAAGGCAUCAUUAUGUAUCUCCUCAGCAAAGGCUGGAAGCGUGCUGCUCUCUUCUACGAUAUGACUACCACCAACUUCGAUUUUCCCGGCACUUGGGAUUUAAUCUCAUUGAACGUUCAUCUUUCACGGAAAAGGCAAAAUGUCCCCCAACUCUUAGCGUUGGCAGUGAUACUUGCAAGACCAUCUGUGGCAAUAGAAUUUGUAGUUAGCAUUCAGAAUCUGACCAAAAUUAAGGAGGGGAGGAUAGCACUGAUUCAAGUGGAUCCUAAAGACAUGCUCACCUAUGACGCAUUGCGUGCGUGGCGAUGGCAUUUGUCGAAGGCUGCACCUACAAUGUCCGCCGGACGUUCACUCAUUGUCCUAACUGCACUCCCAAAAGGGACGGUAUACAAAGAGGAAUCAAUUAUAUUUAAGGAGGGAAUAAGUCUACAGGUAGCAAGUGGAGCUGCGCUUGCAAUGCGAUUGGUCCAAAUUCAUAUUCAAGAGGGUGGUGAUCACAUCAACUCCUCCACAAAUUUCUUUGAACCAAUGCGUGCCAAUUCGACUAUUCUUGUACCCGCAUUACCCAACAUUACUUUUCGCUACUCUUGCGAUGAAGGCAAUGUCAUAGAAGGCAAUUUUGAUUUCUUAUUCUUCGCCCUCAGGCCCAAAAUCACUGAUGUUGUUGACACCGAGAACCACACACGAAAGUAUGAAGAUAUUUUCAAUCUCAUUGAUAUCAUUCAUUAUCCUCCGAUACUGCCACAAUGGAAAUGUAAAAUGGAUUGGCCCGGUGAUGGAGAGGGACCCCAGCGCACACAGUGCCUAAUAGCUCCUUGUGAUUUCGAUUCAAUAAAAUCCAUUCUCGUAAUGAACUCACUUGGAUUUCUCUGCGCUUGCUUCAUAUACUUUGGAGCUGUGAUUAUCUACCGGCUUAAUUUCCUCGAAAGUGAUUUUGUAUUCGCUGACGAAGGAGAAAGCGUGAAGGCUGGGAGAUGCGAGGACCGUGGACGAUUGGCGUCAACUUGUGUAGUAGGCUCCUCAUUUCAUGCAUUUAGGACGGAUGCUCAAGCCCAUAUGUCAUCUUCGAGUUUAAGUGAAGAGACUUUGCCAAGCAUAAAGAAGAUGCGGAUUGCAUCGUUAGACGAUGUCAUCAGAAACAAAAGCAUCACGUUCGACUGGGAAUUCAAGCUUUCUCUCAUGAACGAUUUGGUUCGGGUAAGUAGGUACGACAUCAUGUCAUUUCCAUACGUCUCUUCCGUGUAUGUUGAAGCAAAUUCUACAUGCUACAUCACAAAGGGAAUGGAAUACCUUCACAGCACGAGUCUCAAGGCCCAUGGCAGGCUGAAGUCAACCAACUGUGUCGUCAAUUGCCGCUGGGUCCUAAAAAUUACAGAUUAUGGUAUUCCUAAAAUCUACAACUUAAUUGGCAGUUAUCCUUCAAUGGAACCUCAAGAGAAAUUAUGGACAUCACCUGAGUUGCUACGGGAUGAACAAACGGCUUUGUUUGGGACUAGGCCAGGUGAUGUCUACGCAUUUGGCAUAAUAAUGCAUGAAGUGUUCUACCAAACAAAACCGUAUGGACCAGGUGGCCUUCCAGUUAAAGAAAUUCUGAAACGCGUUAUGGGUAAAGAGAGUCCUCCUUUUCGUCCACAACUCCUCGAAGCAGGCAUCCCACCAGCUUAUACAGGAAUUCUUGAACGGGCCUGGUCAGAAAACCCCAGUCUUAGGCCAACAUUCAAGGAGCUGAAGAGAGAGAUUCAGCAAAUGACCAGAGGAAAAAAAACUGAUAUUGUAGAGCAUAUGAUAAAACUGCUGGAGAAUUAUUCGAGCUGGUUGGAAGAACAAGUAAAAACCCGGACAGAAGAAUUGUCAGCGGAGAAGAAGAAGAAGGAUCUUCUUAUUCGUCGGAUGCUACCUCCAGUGGUUGCGGAAGCGUUGAAGGCAGGCAUCGCAGUGGCACCAGAGACCUACGAUGAAGUGUCAAUUUACAUCAGUGACAUCGUUGGGUUUACAACAAUUUCUGCAAUGUCUACGCCACUGCAAGUUGUUGAUCUUCUUAACGACUUGUACACCUUGUUUGACAAAACGAUUGCGAACUACGAUGUCUACAAGGUGGAGACUAUAGGAGACGCCUACAUGGUGGCUUCAGGAUUGCCAGUUCGUAAUGGACGUCAACACGCGAGUGAGGUUGCUACGAUGGCCCUCGAUCUUCUUAGUGUGUGUGGGACUUUCACCAUUAAGCACCUGCCAGAGGUACCUCUGAGGCUACGCAUCGGUCUGCAUAGCGGACCUUGUGUUGCGGGUGUCGUAGGGCUCACGAUGCCUCGAUAUUGCCUUUUCGGUUCUACUGUUAAUCGGGCUCUUAAAAUGGAGUCUUCUGGAGCUGGUUAG